AUUCUUCCACCCGGCACCAGCAGCACAGCAAUGAGCAACUUCAGGUUCACUGAGCUGAGUGGAUUCCACUCGCUGUGCCCUCGGACGGAGUCCGCUGCUCGAAUCUCCCACCCAGUCUCAAAACAUACAGCUGAUUAACAGCAAGCUGCCUGCCUUUGAAGAGUAGCACGCAGGGAGAGUCAAAGAAGACCGCAAGUUCUGGAGAAAAAUGACCUUUCAAGGAAUACAAAGUAUACUUCCUGCCGCAUGUUUUUUGUCUUACUAACUCCUGAUGACUGAAACAUAUGGUCCUGGGCCUGCAGAAAGUCCACUGAUUAUCAAACUCCUCAUCAUGCACCAACUGUUCAGACUGGUCUUAGGACAAAAAGAUCUUUCACGAGCCGGGGACCUCUUCUCCUUAGAUGACUCCGAGAUUGAAGACAGCCUGACAGAAGCUUUGGAGCAAAUUAAAAUAAUUAGCUCAUCUUCAGAUUACCAGACCAAUAACAAUGACCAAGCAGUGGUUGAAAUCUGUAUCACUCGAAUCACGACAGCCAUCAGAGAGACAGAGUCAAUUGAAAAACAUGCCAAGGCCCUUGUGGGGCUCUGGGAUUCCUGCCUGGAGCACAACCUGAGACCCUCUGGGAAAGAUGAAGACACUCCCCAUGCAAAAAUUGCUUCUGAUAUCAUGAGUUGCAUUUUACAGAAUUACAACCGACCCCCUGUGAUGGCAUUAGCCAUCCCCAUAGCAGUGAAAUUCCUCCACAGAAGCAACAGGGAACUGUGCAGGAAUAUGUCCAACUACCUGUCCCUGGCUGCGAUCACCAAGGCAGAUCUCCUGGCUGAUCACACAGACGUUAUAGUAAAGAGCAUACUCCAAGGCAAUGCCAUGUUGUUGAGGGUGUUGCCCGCUGUGUAUGAAAAGCAGCCUCAGCCAAUCAACAGACACCUGACAGAACUCCUGGCCUUGAUGUCUCACCUAGAACAACCAGAACAGUACCAUCUUCUCCGGCUUUUGCAUGUAGCCGUGAAGAGAAAGCAACCAGAGGUGGCUCAGAAGUGUAUUCCUUUCCUAAUUGGGCAUCUGAAAGACUCAACCCAUAAUGAUGUCAUCCUAAACAUCCUCACAGAGAUAGCAGGCUAUGAACCUGUGGCUUUGAACAGUUUUCUUCCAAUGCUGAAAGAGAUUGGUGAGAGAUUCCCCUACCUCAUCGGACAAAUGGCAAGAAUCUAUGGAGCUGUGGGGCAUGUGGAUGAAGAGAGAGCCAGGAGCUGCCUGCCAUUCCUGGUGAGUCAGUUGGCCAACAUGGAACAUUCAUUUCAUCAUAUUCUCCUGCUGGAGAUUAAGAGCAUCACUGACGCUUUCUCCUCCAUCCUGGGCCCUCAGAGCAGAGAUAUUUUCCGCAUGAGCAACAGCUUCACCACCAUUGCCAAGCUCCUUACCCAACAACUGGAAACUGCCAAGGCCAGAAGCAGCAGGAAAAAACCAAGCACUGAGGUUGAAAUCCCUGAGAAGCUGGAAGAAAUCAAGCUCACAUUGACUGAAAAUGAAGACCAUGAAAAGCUGCAAGUUAAAAUACAGGCUUUUGAAGACAAAAUAAAUGCUGAGAGCAAUACUCCCAGCUCUAUCAGAAGAUAUAGUUUGGGCAAAUUUUCUAAGGAAGAAAGAAAAGACAUUAGAUUUAACAGGUCAAAGAGUUUGGCUUUGCACACUGCGCUGACAAAGAGCAUGAGUUCAGAUGAUGGGGAAGUUGUAGAGAGUGAAGAAAUGCCAGCCAGCACCUUUCUUUCAGAAACAGACCCACUUAGCCGAGGAAAUAACAAGUUGCCCUUUAAGGCAAACUCUGACAGGUCACAGCUGGGAAGUUCUUCAGUUUCACACCCAAGUAUUAUACAUACAGAAUCAGCGUAUUUGCCAGAAACAGUUAAAGCAAACUGCCAGGAAGAAACUCCAGAAACAACGGCAAGUCCUGUAGAAUACCAAGAUAAACUCUACUUGCACUUAAAGGAAAACUUCAGUAAAGUAAAAGCAUAUGCUGUGGAAAUCGGAAAGAAGAUUCCGGUCCCCGAUCAGUGUACCAUUGAAGAUUCUGUUAGAAGUUGUGUAGCAAAGUUGUUCUUUACCUGCUCCCUGAAGGGUCAUUACUGCCUCUACAGUAAAUCCAGUUUUAUUCUCAUCAGCCAAGAACCUCAGCCGUGGAUCCAGAUCAUGUUCCUUUUUCAGCAGAGCCUGUUUCCUGAGCCCCUAUCCAUACAAAGUCAUUCUGUACAAUUUCUCAGAGCUCUGUGGGAUAAGACCCAGGCAGAGGGUGCUCACAGCUUUGAAACAGCCAUGAUGGAGUCCACGUUUCCACAGCAGAAAGAUCUGGACCAGGUACAGCUCCAUCUGGAAGAAGUGAGAUUCUUUGAUGUAUUUGGCUUCAGCGAAGCAGCAGGAGCGUGGCAAUGCUUCAUGUGCAACAAUCCUGAGAAAGCGACCGUUGUAAAUCAAGAUGGCCAGCCUCUCAUAGAAGGAAAACUUAAAGAGAAGCAAGUCAGAUGGAAGUUCAUCAAAAGGUGGAAAACUCGUUAUUUUACGCUGGCUGGAAAUCAACUUCUGUUUCAAAAAGGAAAGUCGAAAGAUGAUCCUGAUGACUCCCCAAUAGAACUCAGCAAAGUACAGAGUGUGAAAGUUGUGGCCAGAAAACGCAGGGACCGCUCCCUCCCUCGAGCUUUUGAAAUCUUCACAGACAAUAAAACCUAUGUUUUCAAGGCCAAGGAUGAGAAGAAUGCAGAAGAGUGGCUCCAGUGCAUCAAUGUGGCAGUUGCCCAAGCAAAAGAGAGGGAAAGUAGAGAAGUAACCACAUAUCUGUAGGGAUUUGCAAGCCGACCUCACACUGACUGUAUACAAUGGGCAUUGCAUUAUCAUUGCCAAUGUCAAGAAAAAGAGAUAAAUUCACCAAGUCACAUUGUGUUUUUCUAAAUACCAGUGGAACUGUUUUCCCUAAGAAGCAGGACCUAAAAGUGGCAGGAUUUUUAUGCAUCUCAUAUUCUAAUGGCGCCUGCAUUAACUCCAGAACAUCUGUGUGAUGC
This is a messenger RNA of Odobenus rosmarus divergens (Pacific walrus), 3051 nucleotides long. It is a transcript of the gene VEPH1, whose product is annotated as ventricular zone expressed PH domain-containing 1. Bases 272 to 2833 code for a protein of 853 amino acids. Gene Ontology annotation, molecular function: phosphatidylinositol-5-phosphate binding. The record is from RefSeq and is a predicted model, not a curated record. NCBI's taxonomy places the organism in Eukaryota, Metazoa, Chordata, Mammalia, Carnivora, Odobenidae. Gene Ontology annotation, cellular component: plasma membrane. The transcript is spliced from 14 exons. Gene Ontology annotation, biological process: regulation of signal transduction.